GGCUCUCUCGGCCUGGCCGAUGCAGGCGUCCGGCGACGCACCCACGAGGGCUGCCAGCAGGACUUCUGGGAGAGGGGCAUGGCCGGCUCCAGCACUCCCGGCCCGGGCGACCAAGUCCUGCUCCGGGGGGACGUGCUGCUGCAGAGGAAGGGCGCGGCGGAGCCGAGGCACCUGGUCCUGUGGGAGGACCGCUUCUCGUUCUUCACGCGCGAGGAGGACUUCAGCGCGCAGCAGAGGCCCCGCGCGCAGGUGCCGCUCGACGCCCUGCUGGGCGUGCAGGUCGACGAGGACACCGUCACGCUCUCGCUGUCGGACCGGGAGCUUUCGUUCCGCACCGCCGGAGGCAGAAAGGACGCGCAGGGCUGGGGCGAGGCGUUCAAUGCGGCGCGGUCGCAGCAGGCGGCCAGCGCCGAGCUGGCGGAGCUCGAGGGAUCCCAGGCGGACUCGCCGCUCUGCCUGCACGAGGGGGAGCUCACGAUGACGCAGUCGGCGGCGGCCGGACAGCGGGACGCCUGGUUGCCGCCAGUCAGCGGCGGCCACUUCGUGCUCUACCGGGACCGGCUGGAGUGGUUCCACACCCCGGAGGCGCUGGAGGCCGGCAGGCCGGACGGCCACGUCGCGGUGGAGGACAUCGAGGACCUGGAGGUGGAGGACACCCAAGUGGCGCUUUCCUCGAGGGACGGCUUCAUACGCGUGCUGCAGGAGGAGCACGACGGCGACAUGCAGGGCUGGAUCGACGCCUUCGCCCAGAUCUUAGAGACGGACGAGGCGUACGAGCCGGCGGAUAGGACGUUCGAGACGAACGCCGACCUGGCGGGAGGGCCGUCGAGGUGCGUCCACGAGGGCCAGCUCCUGCUCGCCGUCGGGCCGGGGCAGGUGGAGCCCAGGCAUGUGGUGCUGUACGGCGAUAGGAUCGACUUCUUCGACAGUCAGGCCGACUGUGACGCUGGCGGGGGCCCCGCCCUCUCGGUCGAGACUGCGGACGUCUGCAGAGUGAGCAUCAAGGACGACGGCUUCGCGAUCGGUUUGGACGACCAUGAGCUGGAGCUGCUGACUCCACCGGACGUCGACCUCGAGGCGUGGAUCUCGGCCCUCCGCUCCGUGAUGGAGUCGGCCGAGGACGCGUCCGCGGAGACUCGGCAGGCGCCGGUGCUGUCCUCGCCGCUUGCCAUGUCGUCGGCGUCCACGGCGGCGACGGCCACGGCGUUCGGGUCGAAGACCCACGCGGCGGCGGAGCAGCCGCUGUGGCAGGAGAUGCUGGACCCCAGGGUGGCGUCGUGGCUGGAUUCGUCGCGCAGCUGCCCUGCGGACUCGGCCUACUUCCACGGGGUGCUCUGGCUGCAGAGGGCGCAGAAGCAGCUGCCGAGGUUCUGCGUGCUCUACACGGACCGCAUCGACUCUUGGGCCUCGCCGCUCCAGGCGGCACGCCGGCAGCCUCCGGAGGGGCGCAUCAUGCUCAGCGACGUGCGCGGGCUCUCCCUGAUCGGCGGCGGAUUCGUGCCGCCGGGGGGGGGGAGACACCGAGGGGCAGCGCGCGCGGCAGCCAGGCCUGAGCAGGGGCGAGGCGGGCGGAGGCGCCCUGGGCGGCCAGCCGUGGAGGGAAGCCCCGCGGCAGAGUCCGCCGAGCGUCGGCCCGCCACAGGCCGCACCAGCGCAGCCCUUCGUGCCCCGGGUGGCGACGCUGCCGCCGUCGCCGAGGUCGGCGGGCCCGGCCCCGUCGGCCAAGAGCCCCCGGAGCGCGGUGGACGAGCGGUGGCACGCCACCAGCCCCCACAACCCGCAGGACCGCAUCUGCAUGCCGCAGUCCCCCCUGGUCAGCGACGCAUUCGUCCACAGACCGGAGGGCAGCAGGGCGAUCACUGA
Prorocentrum cordatum is the source of this 1863-nucleotide messenger RNA. Lineage: Eukaryota; Dinophyceae; Prorocentrales; Prorocentraceae. The record is from the annotation of a GenBank genome assembly.